Molecule: messenger RNA, 1234 nt
Organism: Micropterus salmoides (largemouth bass)
Lineage: Eukaryota; Metazoa; Chordata; Actinopteri; Centrarchiformes; Centrarchidae
Gene: mrpl19
Product: mitochondrial ribosomal protein L19
Exons: 6
Coding region: 45-905 (286 amino acids)
Biological process (GO): translation
Cellular component (GO): mitochondrial large ribosomal subunit; ribosome
Molecular function (GO): structural constituent of ribosome
Source: RefSeq, a predicted model, not a curated record
CACGGUUUCCGUAAAAGUUCGCAUGUGACCACAGAAGGUCAGUCAUGGCUGCCUGCGUAAGAGUGCUCGAUAAAUGCAUGUUUUCACUGAGGUUGUUACGAAACCUCCAGCUCCAAAAUGAACGGUUGCUCUCCACGUCUGUGUGUCGCCCUGCGCCGGGAAACAAUAGCGAGCAGCCACCGAAAUUCACCCCUCCAUCUAAACCUGUCAUCAUAGAUAAAACACAGACUGCGGCAUCUCUGCGACAGUUUCUGAGCCCAGAGUUCAUCCCUCCCAGACAGAGAACAGACCCUUUUAAAUUUUCCAUUGAGAGGAAAGACAUGAUUCGCAGGAGGAAAGUUCUCAACAUACCUGAAUUUUACGUAGGAAGUAUCCUGGCAGUGACCAUGGCCGAUCCCAAUGCCAAUGGGAAAACUAACCGCUUUGUUGGCAUCUGUAUCCAGAGGGGUGGGAAGGGGCUUGGAGCCACAUUCGUCCUGAGGAACAUCAUUGAUAACCAAGGUGUGGAGAUCUGCUACGAGCUGUACAGCCCUCGCAUCCAGAAGAUUGAGGUGCUGAAGCUGGAGAAGAGGCUAGAUGACAACCUGAUGUAUCUGAGAGACGCUCUACCCGAGUACAGCACUGUGGACCCGGACAUGAAGCCUGUGCCCUUCUCCCCUACUGGAGAGGUGCCUGUCAACAAGAUGAAGGUAAAGAUGCGCCCAAAGCCAUGGUCCAAACGCUGGGAACGACCGAAGUUCAACAUCCAGGGCAUCCGCUUUGACCUGUCCCUGACCCCAGAGCAGAUGGAGCAUGCCCAGAAGUGGGCACAGCCUUGGCAGGAGUACGACAUGCUGAAGGAGUACGACACCUCCAAACUGGAGGAGCAGCUCCUCAGUGAGGUCCAGCAGGAGAUGAGCAAGUGAGGAAGAUCCUCCUAUAGCAUUCUUCAGUUUGACCAUCAACAGACCUUUUUCAGGAAAAGACUGGAAUAUGAGGUCCGCGUGGACGUGGACCACGCUGCUGGAUUGUAAUCAGUUUUGAAUUAAUCCAGAUGGUUUACCACAGCCACACCAGUGUAUAUGAGGAGCCAAUAUGGAAACUGGUGUUGUAUUCUGAGGAGUCAUGCUGCCGCCUUUUUGUCUCGUCAGUCUACUGUACAAUGGGUUUCCAAUGUCACUGGCCUCAGUUAUGACAUUUACCAGUAUGCAGAUCCAUUGAGUGGUUUCUAAAAUAAAAGCUAUUCAACGCCCAA